Messenger RNA from Pseudo-nitzschia multistriata, 1955 nucleotides. Lineage: Eukaryota; Bacillariophyta; Bacillariophyceae; Bacillariales; Bacillariaceae. The record is from the annotation of a GenBank genome assembly.
AGAGAGCGAGAAGAAGAAGAAAAACAGAAAAACAGAUUGGUUUGGUGUGUCAAAAGGCCGAUGGCUACACACCUUGUUGUUCGAAAAUCGUUUUUGUUCCAUCCCCGUAGAAAGCUUUCCCACCUCAUCGGUUUUCGCAUACCACCUUCGUCGAGUCCACUGCCGAGCGUUUCUUUGGGUCGCAGAACUUCUUUGUUUUGCAACAGUCCGAGCAUUUUUUGCAUCACUGCCGACAGCAUCGGCACGAAAUCUUGGAACGACUCGUUCUAUUCCACCACUACAAUGAGAAACAACAGCGGCAACAACAUCCGUGUGGGCACAGCGGAGAAGGGACGCACACCGAGGAUACAUACCAACCUGAAACGAUUCUUGGUCGCUUCCGUUCCGUAUUACUGUUGUGCCACUACGACGCGCGGGGUCGAGGGAUUCGUUCCGUGGAUCAACACCAACACCAACAGCAACAACAUCCAUGUCACUCGACAUGUUCGGCGGCGCCUCCCAUCGGGACACGCCAACGGGGCCUGGAUCGCUGGGACACCCCGCGCGGCGCAGAUGCGGCUGUUUUCUACCGGCGUCGAGGAAACUGGUGCCGGUUCUUCCGACACGGCCGGUGGCGACGACUUUGCCACCACCUAUCACGCACCGGUAAUGGUCAACGAGUGCCUCGACGCCCUCCUGGAUUGCGAGCGGGGCAGGAUACGGAAUCCGGCCCCGAAAUCUUACAAGAAAAAGAAUCGCAAGCGAAAGAGCCGCAAGCACCCGCGGCGCGAUCCCCGAGGAGACGAACCCGGCGAGCCGGAUGGUCCCGUCCAGGUCGACGACGGUGCCACCACCGAUGCGGCGGCCCCCGACGCCCCUCCCCUGGUCUUUGUCGACGGAACCCUCGGCGGCGGGGGGCACUCCAACGCGCUGCUGCAGCGGCUGCGGCCGGGAGACGUGCUGCUCGGCUGCGACGUCGAUCCCAACGCCCUGGAGACGGCGUCGGAACGGCUGUCGGAAUACACCAACCACCCCGGCACCGACCGGCCGCUCUUUGUCCCGGUGUCCACCAACUUUGGGGACCUCGCCGAGACCCUUCCCACCGUGCUGCACCCGGUCACCAGCGAGCCGAUCCUGCAGCCCGACGGGAGGGGCGGGGCCGUCGACGGCAUCCUCCUCGACCUCGGCGUCUCGUCGCACCAGAUCGACGAGGCCGACCGGGGCUUUUCCUUCAUGCGGGACGGCCCCCUGGACAUGCGCAUGGGCCGGGGCAGCGGAAGCACCGAGGGCCCGGCGGCUUCCGGAGGCCUCACCGCCGCGGACGUUUGCAACGAGUUCGACGAAGGGGAGCUCCAGAGGAUCUUUAGCGUCUACGGGGACGAGCCCCGGGCCAAGACCGUGGCGGGGGCCAUCGUCCGGCACCGGCCGCUCUCGACCACGGGGGAGCUCGCGGAGGCCAUCGCCUCGGUCACGCCUGCCUUUGCCCGGAACAAGCGGCACGGGAAAACCGCGACCUGCGCCCGGGUCUUCCAGAGCCUAAGGAUCGUCGUGAACAACGAGGACGGUGUCCUGGGCAGGGUCCUCUCGGAGGCCUGCCCGGCCCUGCUGCGGCCGGGUGGCCGGCUCGUGGUCAUGAGCUACCACAGCAUGGAGGACCGGGCGACGAAGCGGAUCAUGCGCGACGGGACGCUCGAUCCGGGCCGGCGGCGGGCGACCGACGAAAAGGACCUGUACGGGAACUACGUCGGUCCGCCCAAGCCCUUUGCGCCGGUGCAGAAGCAGCGCAGGGCGACGGAAGAGGAAACGGCGCGGAACCCCAGGGCCAGGAGCGCCGUCCUGCGGGUGGCGGAGCGGCAGGACAACUAGCAGCGAAUAACAACCGGUUGCGAACCCCUUUUGCUCUGCAACGCGAUUCCAACACUCUAGCAGCAGCGUUUUCGCUUUUCUAUCCACUGGGCCCCUGCCUAUUAUUUUGU